Bombus huntii is the source of this 6732-nucleotide messenger RNA. It is a transcript of the gene sp3, whose product is annotated as phosphatidylinositide phosphatase SAC2. NCBI's taxonomy places the organism in Eukaryota, Metazoa, Arthropoda, Insecta, Hymenoptera, Apidae. Bases 139 to 3723 code for a protein of 1194 amino acids. Gene Ontology annotation, biological process: phosphatidylinositol dephosphorylation; regulation of endocytic recycling. Gene Ontology annotation, cellular component: early endosome; clathrin-coated endocytic vesicle. Gene Ontology annotation, molecular function: phosphatidylinositol-4-phosphate phosphatase activity. The transcript is spliced from 13 exons. The record is from RefSeq and is a predicted model, not a curated record.
AACCAGUCUAUUGUCAGUUUCAUAUAGUCUCAUGUACGAGCAAAAUGGCGAAGUGUCCGUUAUAGGCGGACUUUUGUUCAGGGAGUUGGCAUUCCACAUGCUGCGUAGAAAUUGUUGUACAGUAAGAAAGUCGGAAGCAUGGAAUUGUUCCGUACCGACACGCAUUUCAUUUUUGUGAAAGAGAGGCACAGCCUAUGGUGUGACAAGUACACCGGAGAGUUUUCCGCUAAAUCGGAUUGGGAAUGGGCAUCUCCAAAAGAUUUGGAAUGUCUUGGAAUAUUUUAUGGAAUUGUAGGGAAAAUAGAACAACCAUGCGUAUUGGAACCUCGUUUAAUGUUGAUCAAAGAAGUUUCACCAGCUGGAGAGUUAUAUGGAGGUCAUAUUAUAUAUAAGGUCAAAUCAAUUGCAUUUUUGCAUCUUGGCAGUGAAAAUAAUGAUAUUGGACUUCUGCCAUGUAAGAAGCAUCAGAAUUUGCCAAAGAAAAAAAGUCAAGGUGGCCUGUUUGAUGUGCCACAGAAGGCAGCCUUUGCCAAAACAUGGGGAACUAUUAAAAGUGCUACAAACACAAUAAAAAAUACUACUCAACACGCAGCUGCACUUGCAACAUCUCAAGUAAAAUCCACAGUAAGUAAACGAAGCAUUGUUAAAGACAAGGAGAGAUUUGAGAAGAGAAUCCUGGAGGAGUUAAAUAAAAUUUUUACCGAAACCGACUCCUUUUAUUUCUGUCAAACUGGUGAUAUCACAAAUAGCUUGCAGAGGCUUUGUGUCACAGACUCACAGUGGAAUGAGGAACAACAGAAUAAACCACUUUGGCAAAGAGUGGAUGAUAGAUUUUUUUGGAAUAAACACAUGUUACAGGAUAUAAUUAAUUUAAAAACAGACAAAGCAAACUCAUGGAUAUUACCAGUUAUUCAGGGAUAUGUGCAAAUAGAGAAGUGUAAAGUAGAAGUGGGCAUCGAUGAACAGCCACACCAUGAAACUUUCAAUUUGGCAAUAAUAUCGAGGAGAAGUAGAUUUCGUGCAGGAACGAGAUAUAAGCGACGUGGUGUGGACGAUGAAGGAAAAUGCGCAAACUAUGUAGAAACAGAGCAAUUAGUUUGGUACCAUGAUCACCAAGUAUCCUUUGUCCAAGUACGAGGCAGUGUACCUGUAUACUGGUCUCAACCUGGCUAUAAAUACAAGCCUCCACCACGAAUAGAUAGAGAUGAAGCAGAAACACAGAUUGCGUUCGAGAAACACUUUACUGAAGAACUAGGGUUGUACGGCCCAAUUUGUAUCAUGAAUCUUGUAGAACAAACUGGCAAGGAGAAGAUAAUUUGGGAAGCCUAUAGUAACCAUGUACUAAAUUAUAAUCAUCCAGAUAUAACAUAUACAACUUUCGAUUUUCAUGAAUAUUGUCGAGGGAUGCAUUUUGAAAAUGUGUCUAUUCUGGUCAGUGCAUUAGCUGCGGUAUUGUCAGACAUAGGGUACUGUUGGCGCGACAAGCAAGGCACAAUAUGCAUGCAGAAAGGAGUGUUUCGGGUGAAUUGCAUAGAUUGUUUAGAUAGAACGAAUGUGGUGCAAACUGCUUUAGGUAAAGCUGUAAUGGAAAUGCAGUUUUCAAAGCUAGGACUAAUACCGCCGGACGGAACGUUACCGACAAAUAUCCGACAAACGUUUCAGUUGCUUUGGGCGAAUAAUGGCGACAUUAUCAGUAAACAAUAUGCCGGUACAAACGCCCUCAAGGGAGAUUACACAAGAACAGGGGAAAGAAAGUUUACCGGUUUAAUGAAAGAUGGCAUGAAUUCUGCGAACAGAUAUUUUCAGCAACACUUUAUGGAUGACAUGCGUCAAGCGGCGAUAGAUACCUUGCUAGGGAACCCUAUCGAUGUUAAUCAACUGAACACCGAUUGGUCGCACUAUUUAGACAUCCUUGACAAUUGCUGCCUUGAGCUAAUACCCGUGAAACCACCAAACAUAGAGCUUCAACUUGCUACUUAUCCUGACAUUCUCUAUGCCAGUGCUAUGUAUGAUUUGGCAAGAUACUAUUUAAAUCGCUUCAAGGAUGUCUAUAGGCAGGCCACUAUCGAUAUGAUGUUAGGAAACUCGGUGAACGAAGAAGUAUUUCAAGAGCGUACAGAAGAAGAAGAUAAUGCUGCUACAGCGAUUCAUGUAAAAUUGCUGAUAGAGGAUUGCAAGAAGCUACUUAUACCCGAUCCAGAAGUUAUUUUAGGCAGUUGGGGUCUCAUAGACGCUGACCCUGUAACUGGUGACUUAACAGAGACAGAAAUGGACACUAUUCUAAUAUUAACACGGGAUAGUUAUUAUGUAGCUGAUUAUGACGAUCAAAUCGACAAAGUCACAAAUUACCAAAGAGUUCCACUCGAAGACAUUAUACUGAUCGAGUUUGGCCAGCCAGAGAGCACUGUCUCCCUUUUUAAAAAUAAGCAUUUCCACUGCAUUAGAAUAAAUUACAAAAUGGCCAACGAGUACGGUUACUUUCACAUGUUCCGCAGUACAAAUUUACGAUUUUUCAAUAACAUGGCUGUUGUUAUAAAGACAGAGGAAGAAAGUAUAGAGUCUUUAAGAUCAAUUUGCGAGGCUAUCUCUGUGGCGAUGGAGAUAGCCGGUUUACCAAAGAUUCCUAUAGCAAUGAACGUCACGUUAGAUAGACGAAAGAGUAAAAUAGUGAAUAACAGGGGAACCACGGGUCUACUGGACAUUUCGUCAUUCCCAGAAUUGACUAGAAAUGUUUCAGAGACACAGUUACUAGCUCUUAAAAGCGCAGGAACGAAAGCUUUAAGCAACAUGACGGAGCAAUUUAGCAAACUAAAUAAGUUAAGUCAUAGCUUUAGCGCUAGGAAACCAAUUGACAUAGCAAGAAGCAUAGGUAGAAGGUCUGAAGCACCUCUGAAACCGACAUUCACCGUUGGGAGUAGAGACAUCUCAGGCAAUGCGCAAGGGAAACGUAGCAGUGGCAGUAGCAGUAGUGACGACGAGGACAUUGACGUUCCUCCUGUUCCUUUCGAAAAGCCAGAAAAUUUCAGUCACAAUAAGAAUCUAAUGGAGGCGUAUACUCCAUCUAUUGGUAUCAUAAUGGGUGUUAAAAACACGGACGUAGUGGAACCUCGUGAGAAUAAUGAAGACCAAGAUUUUUCUAUACGACCUAAUAAAUUCUCUGAACAGACUUCCGAUAAGGAAGUCUUACGCGUGCCAGAAUCUGGCUCUGGUACUAGUACUCUUAGUGCUUCUCCUCAAAAGACGCCUGAAAUAACUAUACAAAAUGUAACUGAGGACAAAGAAAGGAUGCUGCCACCAUUAACAUUGAAUCUGUCCAAAAACAUCAGUCAUUCGACUGGAGAGGUUGAUAGUAAGCUGACACUCAGCAAUAUAAAUGGAAGCAAAUUGCAGACUGAGAAUAGAUUGCAGGAUAAGAAAAGGUCCACAUCUGAGCAAGAUUUAAGUCUAAAUAUUACAUCUUCUCAGAGUGAGUCUGCUUUGAAGUCAAUGAAGACUAACAUAAUAAAUGCAGCGAGUCCUGUGGCAUCUACUUCCAAAGAUAUCUUGUCACCUUUCUCAAAAUUCGCUAAAGGUGUGCAGACUUUAGGGGCAAAUUUGGAUCCUAGAAAGCUAAAGACAGGACAGGUAGGAUUACAGAGAAAUCUCUCAGAUCAUCACGUAGAACAGCAACGAAAAUUGCAAGAGAGAUGGGGUUCAUGUCAAUCCAAGCUAAUAGCUUUAUAACUUUUCGAACAUAGUUCGAAGUCUGAAUGUCUAGUAGCGAGUAAACAAUUAAAACCCACAUAAUUUAGAGACACUUUUGCAUAAAGGAUUUUUAAAUAAUCAUUUUGUUAUUUGUUAGCAUCUUUUAAUUCAGAGAAUCGGUUCGAACAUCUCGGUGCGCGUGUCUAAAUAUUUUCCAUCAUUUCUUAAACCUCAAUUAUUGCCAUCCUGCUAAUAAAAGCUUCGUGCAAAAGAAACAUGAGACGAUUAAUCGAUAAGAUACUCUCUAUAUAUUCUUACGCGUGGAGAAACUCACAAAUUACUUUCCAGAGUACAAUGUGGUCAAUAUUUAAUCUGCAUCAAAUCUAUUUGUGCGUAUCUACUUACAAACAAAUUUUCUAUUACUCUACAUCGAUGAAAGCCUACACGAACUGAUUGUUACCUAUUUUCAAUAUGCUUCCGGCGUAUUUAUACGAAAUUUUCAUCGCGAUAGCCUUUUUAUGGAUUUUACCAAACGACUCCUAGUAUUGCAUUUAGACAUUAGAGAUUGUGAAUUUAUCAAAAAAAAAAAAAAAAAAAAAAAAAGAAAAGGAAAAGAAAAAAGAAGAAGAAAAAAGGAAAAGACACGUACGUGCUUAUACAAUGAAAUUUAAUCCCAGCAUUCUUUGAAGCCUUAACGCCUGCUGCAUAAACAAAUUUUUUAAUGGUUUUAUUUAUUUGUAAUAUAUGUCGUAGACUUUCCGUUUUCUAAAUUUCUGUAGCCACGUGUGCAAACGACGUUUGUGUGAUGACUUGUAAACAUUCGUAAACCGAAAAUCUGUUUAUGCAGUAAGUUAAAUGAAGAAGCUUUGUAGUCAAUUAUGUACAUAUAUACGAAAAAUUACUUAACAUUAGCAGUUUAAUGAAACAACGUUGUGAUUGCUGAUUAAAAUGUAACAGCAAGAUGAAUUUGGGAAAGACGUUUUGAUGUGCAAAAACCUAGUAAUUAUUAAUUAUUAUAAAGUCUAGACGUAGACAUUCGACGAUAACAGUGGGUAAACUCUUACAAUUCCAAAUAUGAUUAAGUUCAAGAAUUAUUUUGGAUAUAGAAAGGAAAGGAAAAGUGCUUUGUUGGCGAUCCACUUUUUUCUGUAUAUAAUUUCAUAACAAUUGAAACAUACAAGUCGUUCCAGAAAAAAGGAACAAUCAUAGUAUUCAUAUACAUGCACAUUUGCAGUAUUAUGUAUAUUACAUUUAAUAAAUAAUAGGAAGGAGAGUUGCAUAUAUAUGGAUAUGUAGACGAUAAAGCAAAAGCAGGUACACGUUGUUAUUUAAUACUAAUCUAUGUACGAUGAUUUAUAUAUAUAUAUAUAUAUAUAUAUAUAUACAGGGUGGUUGGUAACUGGUAGUACAAGCGGAAAGGGGGUGAUUCUAGGCGAAAAAAGAAGUCGAAAAUAUAGAAUAAAAAAAAUUUUUUUUUUAAUUUUUCCAUAGAGACAACGAUUUACAGUGAGAUCCGUUAUAACGUACCGCAUGCGUACCGAGCGAAAAUUCACAGUCGAUUUUCUCGAAAACAAAGCCUCAAACGAAAAAUUUUUAUUCUAUAUUUUCGACUUCUUUUUUCGCGUAGAAUCACCCCCUUUCCGCUUGUACCAACAGUUACCAACCACCCUGUAUAUAUAUAAUAUAUGUAUAUAUAGACCAAAUAACACGAGUUACAAAUCUAGGUGGCUAUUUCCUUGUGUGUACAUACGAAUAAUUCAAUUUAGUGUAAUAAUAUUCUGUAAACAUGUAUUCAUAGUUGCACUGACACGUUAGUAGAAGUAUUACAAGGUAAGAGUUUUUUUAGUGAAUGUUUUUUCCCAACUGCAAACGGAUAGUCUGUGAUAUAUAAUCUAGCAGAAUGAACACAGCCUAAAAUGAUUAGAAGAAAGAAAGGAAAAAGGGAAAGAAAAGAAAAACAAAAAGAAAAUCGUGAAAAUAUAAGGAUGUGUCGAUUCUGUAGAUUCUUUAGAGAUGCUUUAAAACGAAUAUAAAAGACAAAACUGUUUUCACUUGUUCUAACAAAAUUCAAUAUACGAAUCUUAUUCUGAUUUAUUAAUUCUAUGUAUAUAUACAUAGACCAGCUUAUUUUUAAUAUAAUUUUAACGAUCCACGAGAUAUUUAUUUAUCGAUACAGUAUUAGAAAGAAAAGAAUUACUGAUGGAAAUGGAAAAUUUAUAUAUUUUUUUGUUCCAUUUUUCGUAUUAAUACGUAUAUACCUAUGGUCCAAUUGAAAUUAGACAUUCAAAUAUUGUAAUAUAAUAUAUUAUUAUCUGUAUUUUUAUGACAGGACAUUACAAACAAUCAUGACAAAACAACGCACGAAGAUAUUUAUAUAGCCUGUAGAGGCUUAAAUUGCCUUAUGUAUAUGUAAUACAUACAUAUAAACGUAUACAGAAUAUUUUGUUUGACUAAAAAGGGUAGAAUGUCUCACGAAGGAUUAAAGUUAUCAAAAAAUUGUUUUAGCAAAAAUGGGCAUUCUAUGGUGCAAAUUACAUUUUUGCAUGUGGACUAGUGGAGUAGUUCAUUAUUUUAAAUGGAACCGUGUAUUUCAUAAUAUAUUAAUCGAUCCAUCUCGGAAUUUCCUAUAAGAAAAGUAUUAGCUUACUUACAUUGGAAAACUAUUAAUUUAUAAGAUGUUUAUGGAUGUUGACUUUAAUUUGUAAAAAUUAACGUAUGAGAGACAAGGAGAAACAAAAUACCUUUUUAUAAGGAAUGUCGAGAUUAAUGUAUUAUUAAAAAAUAUAUAGUUCCAUUUAAAACAGUGAAGUUGACUUUAAAAUCUUCCGUAUUACUCGAUGUGCAAAAGAUAAUCUAGACCACAUGCUGUCCCCCCUUCGAAGCAAGUAACCUUUGUCAAAACAUUUUUUUGAUAACUUUAACCUCUCGUGAGAUAUUCUACCAUUUUCGGUUAAACGAAACAGCCUGUAUGUGUGUGCGUGUAUGUGAUACAGCAAACACCAUAGCAAUUGUAGAAAAAAUGUUAUAAUAAAAUAUAAAUAACUCGAA